Molecule: messenger RNA, 465 nt
Organism: Ectocarpus siliculosus
Lineage: Eukaryota; Phaeophyceae; Ectocarpales; Ectocarpaceae
Source: the annotation of a GenBank genome assembly
AUGUCAAGGGUUGGGGCCGACGAGAGUGUCAUCCACAUCAAGCCGUGUUCCAGCAACCAAGAGGUUGAGGAAACGAAAUCGGCCCACGAGAGCGGGGUAGCAGGCACCGGACCAGAUGGAGGAGGAGGAUCCGCCACCGGCAAUGCGGACCAAGUCCACCAGAUAGCCUAUCUGAUGCAGCUCGCACAGUGCCUGGAGGUCGGCCUACCCUACGACGUCCGGCAAAGAAGGGUCUGCAGCGCCGCUGCUCGUUUGGGCAAACCGGGCCUCCUUGAGUUCGCGAAAGCUAAUCGUUGCGGGUGGACCCCAGCGACUUGUGCUGAGGCCGCCAGGGGGGGACACCUUCGGAUUCUCAAAAGGCUUCGGGGACAGGGCUGCGGCUGGGAUGCAAAUACAUGCCGGCAGGCUGCCACGGGGGGUCACCUCCAGGUCCUGAAAUGGGCGAGGUCAAACUGGAUUUGGUAG